AUGGAGCACACACUGAACGAUUUCCAAAAGAGUUCAGCCAAUCCUGUCACUCAGGCGGUGAGAUUAAUGCAUAAUCACAGCGUCCCCGCUGUGAAUAUCUAUGGCUGGGAUACUCCCAGUCUUCCUCUUCCGAGCUUUAGCGCUGCUACUUUCGAUGCGUUCUGGUCUCGGAAUAUCCCGGUCAAGAUCACUGAUGUCGAUUCAAAGUUUCAAGGGGUUUGGGGACCGGAAUAUUUUGUUGCACAAUUCGGGGAUGUGAAAGUCACUCUUCAGGAUUGUGAAGCGGAGAUUGCGAAAACAAGUACUGUUGGUGAAUUCUUUAAAACGUUCGGAAAUCAACAAGUCGCUGAACGCGCGACAAUCAUGAAGUUAAAGGACUGGCCACCGGAAAAGCACUUCAGCACACAAUUCCCAGAGCUCUUUAAGGCGUUCAUGGAUGGGGUUCCCUAUCCUGAUCUCGCGCGACUGGAUGGAGUUCUGAAUCUAGCGGCUCAUUUUCCGCAGAAUGGGAUCCCUCCCGAUCUUGGUCCGAAGAUGUAUAACGCACACGGCUCGAAGCACGAUAACUUGCACCACGGAUCUACAAAACUGCACAUAGACAUUACGGAUGCUGUCAACGUCUUACUGUGGGCUGCAGAUACCGCAGACGGUGAACUUGGUGGCGCUCUGUGGCACAUCUUCCCAGCUGUCUCUGCACCUGAAAUCCGGAGGUUUCUGACCCAGGUUUAUGAUUUUCGCGGCCCCGGGGAUCCAAUACAUUCGCACAGUGUGUAUUUCACCCCUGAGAUGCUCAACAACCUUGAGGCGCAGUGCAGUAUCAAGCCGUAUGUGCUCUUUCAACGUCCUGGAGAAGCAGUCUUCAUUCCGGCGGGUUCACCCCAUCAGGUCAGCAAUCAGACGGAUGCCAUCAAGAUCGCAUGUGACUUCAUUUCCAUUGCUAACUUGGCACACACACAGAACGUGGUUGACGAGCUUCGGGAGCAACGCUUGCUGAGUGGGUGGGGAGACGACGUUCUGCAAUUCUAUACCACUUUGUGGUAUGCUUGGACGUCUGUCUCAGCACUUGCGACAUUCCCCUUACUAGCCCAGCUCCGCAGCCUUGUUCCCCUCCGCAUGAAGCUCUAUUUUCCUAUGGAUGUGUCGACACAUAUCCUGAACAAUGUCCCGAUGACAAUCCUCGAUUAUUGCACAAGGAACAACGGCGGAAGAACAGGAACAAACUGA
Sparassis crispa is the source of this 1224-nucleotide messenger RNA. RefSeq lists its product as hypothetical. Lineage: Eukaryota; Fungi; Basidiomycota; Agaricomycetes; Polyporales; Sparassidaceae. The coding region runs from base 1 to 1224 and encodes 407 amino acids. The record is from RefSeq and is a predicted model, not a curated record. The transcript is spliced from 5 exons. Gene Ontology annotation, cellular component: chromatin; histone deacetylase complex. Gene Ontology annotation, biological process: regulation of transcription by RNA polymerase II. Gene Ontology annotation, molecular function: chromatin DNA binding; transcription coregulator activity; histone H3K9 demethylase activity.